UGAACCUUUAAAAAGGGACCUCUGCAUCCUCCUCGAUUCUCACCGCAAUCUCUCUCUCCACGAGCUCCGAGGGGCGCUUCCGUAAAAACAUCCACCAAGGAUUCAAGAUGCAGAAUGAAGAGGGUCAGAACAUGGAUCUUUAUAUUCCCAGAAAAUGUUCCGCAACAAAUAGGCUAAUUACUGCCAAGGACCAUGCCUCGGUCCAGGUUAACCUUGGGCAUUUGGAUGAGAGGGGUAUUUUUACCGGCACCUUCUCUACUUUUGCUCUUUGCGGUUACAUCCGUGCUCAGGGAGAUGCGGACAGUGCUCUAGAUCGGUUGUGGCAGAAGAAGAAAGUUGAAGUCCGACAGCAGUAGAUAGAGAUUCUGGGUUUUCUCUGGAUUUCAAGUAUUGCCUGAGGUGUAUCGAUGUUGCAGUAAUGGUGUUAUGAAACCCCUUUGGCCUUUCUCUAUCAGCAGCCGUGAAUCCAUCGUAGUUGGCAAUUAGACAGUAUUCGGAGAAUUUUGACAUGAAUCCAUCGUAUCAUGAGAUGAUCUCACCAUACUGAGCAUUGUUUGAUAUCAAGAUUUUGGGUUGAGUAUGAGCUAAUUGUGGGUUGACUUCGAGCUAA
Rhododendron vialii is the source of this 610-nucleotide messenger RNA. Its product is annotated as small ribosomal subunit protein eS21-like. The record is from RefSeq and is a predicted model, not a curated record. The transcript is spliced from 4 exons. Gene Ontology annotation, cellular component: cytosolic small ribosomal subunit; ribosome. Gene Ontology annotation, biological process: endonucleolytic cleavage to generate mature 3'-end of SSU-rRNA from (SSU-rRNA, 5.8S rRNA, LSU-rRNA); translation; endonucleolytic cleavage in ITS1 to separate SSU-rRNA from 5.8S rRNA and LSU-rRNA from tricistronic rRNA transcript (SSU-rRNA, 5.8S rRNA, LSU-rRNA). Gene Ontology annotation, molecular function: structural constituent of ribosome. NCBI's taxonomy places the organism in Eukaryota, Viridiplantae, Streptophyta, Magnoliopsida, Ericales, Ericaceae. The coding region runs from base 108 to 356 and encodes 82 amino acids.